Molecule: messenger RNA, 2891 nt
Organism: Symbiodinium pilosum
Lineage: Eukaryota; Dinophyceae; Suessiales; Symbiodiniaceae
Source: the annotation of a GenBank genome assembly
AUUCGAGUCCUAGCUUUCAAGUGUCCUUCUUUUGCAGCUUCAUCUUUUGGUUCUUGGAUAUUUUGCUCAAUUUCAACACGGCGGUGUACGUGAGAGGGAGUCUAAUGUACUCCCGUGCCACCAUCGCGUGUCAAUACUUGAAGACGUGGCUGAUCUUCGAUCUUCUACUCAUUUCCCUUGAUUGCCUGACAACAUUGUCAUCUUCAGUCCGCGAGCUAUCUGCACUUCGGGUAGCUCGACUGGUUCGAGGUCUUCGCCUCGUCCGCUUAUUGAAAAUGUCCAGGCUGCACGAUAUGAUCCAGGAAGUUGCGGCAUCAUCGGGACGGCAGUGGAUUAUGUUGGUCAUUGCAAUUGCUAACACCGCUUGCAGGAUCCUGAUGGUAGCCCACAUUCUUGCCUGCAUCUGGAUUUGGAUCGGGCGGUGGGUUUCAGAUUCCCAGAAUGUCAGCUGGAUUGAUCUUUCCGAAGCCACCGGUCUCAGCAUCUAUGUGCAGUGGCUGCAUUCACUGCGAUAUGUGAUCAACUCGCCCUCUCCACCUGCUAUUGCACCAAACAGUGCCACAGAGCGGGUGUUUGAUAUUCUCGCCUAUGUGUUUUCUCUAUUGGUGAUUGGUUCUGCAAUCUCUGCAAUUGCUGGAACUCUCAACGACCUGCGAGCCAUGAAUGAAGCACGCGCGCGACAGCGCAGAGAAGUGAGGCUGUACCUAACAAGCCAAAAUGCAAGAUAUGAGCUUGUAGGACGAGUGAUGAAGUUUGUCGACUAUAAGCUUGAGAAGAUGACCUCUUUCAACUUUGACCAGUCGCUCAUCUCGUCCACGCUCUACACAGAGCUAUUUGUCGGCCAGCGAGGGAAGUUUCUUUCUAAGCUCCCCAUCUUCGCGCUGACCCUCGAAACUUUCUCUGACGUUUUUGCGCACAUCUGCACUGCGUUGCAGAAGCACGUCUACGAGAAAGGGGAACUGGUUUUUGCUGCAGGUGCUUGGGCGGGCUCCCUACAUAUGACUACAGCUGGUGUUUAUGUAUUGUCUGAUGUAUCCCGGGCAGAGAAGGAGGACAGGGUUCUGAAGGGCGAUGAGGUACACUGGUUUGCCGAGCUCGCUUUAUAUGCAGACUCUGCAAUUCAUGUUUCUACCUUGAGGGCCAAGAACAUAGCGGAGAUGUUUACGCUGACCGGAGUAACUUUGGUCUCGGCCGUGCGGGAGUCUCCGGCCUGUUCUGCCAUGUUUUGUGAGUACGCGCGAGACUUCGUGGGGAAGCAGCGCGGAAUUAGCGACGAGCAUGAUGACCAGAUUCGGUAUGCGCAUGCUUGUUGCCAGCAGAACCAGUAUUAUCAGGAGCUGCAUCCUGAUCAGAGAAAGCAGUUCAGCAACAUUGACAUUUUGAAGGCCAGGCUGCCAGUAGAGCUUGACUUGAACCACUCAUUCGGGCACAAAAUGCCUGAAGACGCAGAAGUAAGCCGCGGCAAGUCAGAAUCCUCCGACCUCGAGGUCGUCAAGAGCCUCAUGGAAGACCUGGCAAGUGGUUCUAUCUCAAGCAUGACCGCGUUGUCACAGCAGCUGCAGCAACUUCUGCCAGAACUUCAUCCCUUCUACGGGACGUAUAGCGUUUUUGAGGAGGGCCUUGAUAGAGCCCGUGCAGAAUCAGCUUGCAUUAGCAUGCUGGCGCUUUUGGCAAAUAGAUAUGACAUCUACACGAAUGCGCAGUCAAGCGGCAAGCUGCUUCAUUUGCAGUGGGAACAGCUCCAGGAGAUUGUGUCGUGGGCAGAGCCUACCGAGAGGCAUGCGCACGCAGUCUUAGUGCUGUUAGCAAUUCGGGGUCUCGGGAAGUCCAAGGCCUUGCUGAGCCAGGUCCCCGAACAGGACCAGCAACCCGAGAAAGCCGUGCUCUACCUUAUGAAGGAGCAGCGCCACAUAGUGCCCUCAGUCUCAAAGCUUGAUGAGAGUGGGCUCGCCCUAUUACAGGAGACAUUGCUACAUCAUGAAGCUUUCAAGUUGGCACAGAUGCUCCAGGGUGAGAAUGUCCCAGCAAGCAUCGCCGAUUUGCAGGAGCGAUUCUCGCGCGACAGUAGGGAGGCCUUCCAGUUCUACAUCUUCUUCCUGCUGGGCUUCAUGAGUGGUAUUGCAGGGGGCUUAGGGUCAAAGUUCAUGACAGCAAGGAACGCAGAUGCUGUCAUCAACGGCAUUUGCAUGCUGCAGCGCCUCCUAGACGCGAAGCCACUGGGGAUUUACUGGGGGUACCUCAACGCCCGAGCUGAAUCAUUAGGCUGGCCUUGUGCAAGUGCAGAGGAUUUUGCUUUGGUGCGUCUGGCUUGCCUCAGUCGAUUGCAGGAUCGAGACGGGUAUGUGGCUUUACGUCAAGCCUGGUGCACGUGCGGCCAGCAGGAGAGGGCCAGAUUGUUGGAGCACUUCCUAGCAGACGGAAUUACUGAACGGGCUCUUGUGUUGGAGUUCCUGCCGGAUUGCAUCUCUGGAGCGAAGAACAACAAGUUGGUUGGCUUGGCCGUCUUUUUGCAUGUUUUGGUUGAUUUGCUCGCCAACCUCAGCGUCGCCUUAAACUCUGCGCCAGCCAUGGGCGGCAAGAAACUUAUCCGGGUCGACUUGUCAGACAUGAGUGCCUUCACCGUUGCAGUCCAGAACGGCUUUGUUUUUCGGACGUGCAUAUCUCGCUGCAACUUCUAUGUGGGUGACGACAAAGUGCAAGUUCAAAUGACAAGCGAGAACUGGAGUCGAACGCAGGACUCAGAAACCGACAUCACGAAUUUGUCGCACAGCAUGCGAGAGGUUCUUCUUCAGCAACAGGCUGUUAUGGGGCAUUUCUCUAUCGAGCAAGCACAGCCCUGGUUCCUGUCUAGUACCAUCCCCAAGAAUGGGGUCAUGGAAGUGUCCUGCUGA